AUGGAGCCUUCUCAACUCCUUCAGCUUCUUCUCAUUUUUGUUCUUCUUCUCUUACACAGUACGGAUGCAGAUGAUCCUUCGGUUGAUUCAACCAAUCCCACCAGCAGCUCUGUAGUGAUGAAUGAUUCAGCAGACGACUCCUAUAAAAAUCCUUUCAAGUCCCGUAUGGUUAUUAUUUUUGUGGUUCUUGAUGUUGUUGGUCUAAUUGUUGUGGUGUGGCUUUUCAUUCUUUACUAUAAGAAAGCUAAGAAAUUCAAUAAAGAGAUGAAGAAUAGGGACAGUGAAGAAGAGCAAGAGAACGAAGAGGAGAUAGAGGCAGGAGAAGGUGAAGUUGUGGGUGGGAAAGCGAAAGGGAAGCUCAUAUUCAUGAGGAAUGAAGCCUAUUUUGAACUUGAUGAUCUCCUAAAAGCUUCUGCAGAGGGGUUGGGCAAAGGAAAUUUCGGAAACAGUUACAAGGCCAUGCUGGAUGAAGACUUAAUAGUUGUGGUAAAGCGGUUUAGGGAUUUGAAACCUUUAAGCACCGAGGAAUUUGGGAAGCAUUUGCAGCUGAUUGCUGCCCACAAUCACCCUAAUUUGCUUCCCCCUCUUGCUUACUAUUGCUCCAGAGAAGAGAAGUUGCUGGUGUACAAAUUUGCGGACAAUGGUAACCUGUUUGACAGACUUCAUGGAGGGAGGGGGCAGAACCGGGUCCCAUUUCGCUGGAAUUCAAGAUUAGCAGUGGCUCAAGCUGUAGCUCGAGCUUUGGAGCAUCUGCACCUCAACACCAAAACAGAAACCAUGGUCCCCCAUGGCAACUUAAAAUCGACAAAUGUUCUUUAUACCAAGAACAAUACAAUUGUUGUUUCUGAUUAUGGCCUUGCUUCAAUAAUAGCACCUCCAAUCGCAGCUCAAAGGAUGGUUUCAUAUAAAUCACCCGAGUAUCAAAAUCUGAGAAGGGUCUCCAAGAAGUCUGACGUGUGGAGUUAUGGCUCCCUCCUCCUGGAGCUCCUCACAGGAAGAAUCCCGUCUCAUACUGCACCAGAAGGCAAUGGAGUGGACAUCUGUAGUUGGGUCCACCGAGCAGUGAGAGAAGAAUGGACAGCUGAGAUUUUCGACCACGAGAUAUGUACUCGGAGAGGUUCCUGUGAAGGGAUGCUGAGUCUACUGCAAAUUGCAAUUGGUUGCUGCGAUAAGUCACCGGAGAAGCGUCCAGACAUGACAGAAGUGGCCAAAGAAGUAGCAAAUAUACAGGCGGUCGGUGCAGAAGCAGACGAUGACUUCUCCUUUGAUCGAUCAUCAUUUACCGAUGAUUCUCUGUCAACAAAUCCAUCAAUCGUACUGGCAGAUGCUUAA
Molecule: messenger RNA, 1332 nt
Organism: Vitis vinifera (wine grape)
Lineage: Eukaryota; Viridiplantae; Streptophyta; Magnoliopsida; Vitales; Vitaceae
Product: probable inactive receptor kinase At2g26730
Exons: 2
Coding region: 1-1332 (443 amino acids)
Biological process (GO): protein phosphorylation
Molecular function (GO): ATP binding; protein kinase activity
Source: RefSeq, a predicted model, not a curated record